AAAUGAACCGCAUCCUAAUAAUGACCCAACUGUAGGCUUGCAGAUUUUUAGGGGUCCUGCGUAUCCUCCGGGAAUUGGGGGAGGAGGUGGUUCCGGAGUCACGUGACUGCAACCCAUCCGUGCGGACCCUUUGUUGUUGGGAUUUUGGGCAAGGAGAAUCGCGAUAUUGCCCCGACGCCAAAGUAUAGCAAAGACACCCGAGGACGAACGAUUUCUAAAGGACGUUAAACCGUCGAUACGCGUCGCCUUUCCCUCACAACUAGCGAAACAGACGCGCUUGAGAUGCACACAAAGACAGAACGAGAGGCAUCCGCGAGCUGUUAUUGAGACGCGCUCCUGCUCAACAGCGAAUCCCCGCAAAUGUGCUUGUGAUCGAAAUGCACGCUUGUUUUUAACCGGAGGGAUGCUCACAAGGCUCCGUCGGCCUUCCUGGGACACAAACACGUUUUAAAAGGGAUAUUUUCCGCAUCCUCCACAGCCUGCUCCUCUUUUGUUCCCCUGCACCUUUAUUUAACAGGUCAAAGAGGAGAUACAGAGACAUCAUGUUGAUGGGCACCGGGCUUGUAAGGUGGACCCGACCAGAACUGUCUGUGUUCUGCCUGCUGACCGUCAUCCUCAGCCCAGCUCUGGGAUCCGUCCAAUCAUCCAACCCGCAGAACACCGACUGUGUGUCCGGCAAAGGCAAAGGCUGCUUAGAUCUGUCAGAGAAGAAGAGUGACCUGCGAGUGUGUGAUGCCACGACGUGCCGUUACAAUGGCAUCUGCCAAAACAACGGAGGUGACAUCAAAUGUGUAUGCCAGUUUCAGUGCACUAAGAACUACAUCCCUGUGUGCGGUACAAACGGAGACACCUAUCAGAACGAGUGCUAUCUGAAACAAGCAGCCUGUACCCAGCAGAGACCCAUCUUUCUGGCCUCUGAGGGCCCCUGCUAUCCUGAUAGCAGCUCGGGAUCUGGAGAUGGAGAAUAUGAAGGAUCAGGCACAGAUUCAGGCAAGAAAAUCACAAAAUGCAGCAACUGCAAGUACGGCGCCGAAUGCGAUGAAGACGCAGAGGAUGAGGACUCCUGUUCGUGUAAAAUCGACUGCAGUGGACACAAUGAGAAUCCAGUGUGCGGCACAGAUGGAAACUCCUACCACAACCCCUGCCUGGUGCGAGAGGCGUCCUGCAUGAAGCAGGAACAGAUUGAUGUGAAACAUUUAGGGAGAUGCCCAGAUAAAGACAAAACUAAGAAAACUGAAGCUGGACUUCCCUACAAGCCAGAUUUGAUUGACCCAGCAAAAGCCGGUGAAGGAAAAGGAUACGGCUGGAUGCCCGUACCCUGCACGGACGACUACGCCAACUUCUGCGUUCAUGGCCAGUGUGAAUUUAAUUACGGCAUUGCCUCCUGCCGGUGUGACUCAGGUUACACGGGAACACAGUGUGAUGAGAUCGCUGACUUUAACAUCCUGUAUGUGGUACCCAGUGGUCAGAAACUUCAUUAUGUGCUCAUAGCUGCUAUCAUUGGAGCCGUGCAGAUCGCCAUUAUUGUGGCAGUUGUCAUGUGUAUUACCAGAAAAUGUCCUAAGAACAAUCGUGGAAGACGGCAAAAGCAGAACUUUUCAUCAAACACCUCUUCAAGGAUGAUGUAGCUUGUUUUUAUUUUAUUUUUUUUAUACUUUUUGUACCGAGUGGAUUACAGUUUUAAUGUGCUUUUUUGUUUUGUGCUUUCUUGACUCUGGACAAUAAGGUUAUUAUCAAUUUAAAUUUUAUUUUAUUAUUUUAUUGGAUGGUGCCUUAUUGUUUUCAGGACAUUUUAGGUACUUGAUGUCAGUGGAAAACACUGUCAAAUGAAUGAUAAAAGCCAGCUCUUUUUGCCGAGUUUUUUGUUUUUGUUUUUAUUUUUCCUUUAGAUCGUGGUACCAGGUUUUUUUCACGUAUUGUUAAAUGUAACUCUCAGCACACAAACUGUACCACAAAAACGGACGUCCUCUAUUUCCAUGGAAUGUGCUUCUUUACUGAAAAUAUUAACUCUGGACUGUCUUUAACUGCCCCCUUUGAUUUGAUUUUUAUUUCCUCAAAUCAAACAUAGCUGAACACCAAAUUUAAUUGGACAUGAACAAGUUUGCCGACGAAUGAUGACGUUUACAGUUUCUUUUGAAGGGAAUUCCAGAGAAUGAAAUGCAACGUGUUUGACUAGCUAAUCUUAUCAAUGUUGAAAUGUUUGUAGUUUUUAUGUUCUAAUGUUAUCGGUGUUGUUAAUGUUGAAACGAACAUUAUUGACAUUAAUUUAAUUCUAUGAACUGCAUAUCGCAUGACCUGUGAAACUGUGUCCAGUGCUGUAGAUUUAAUAAAAUUUAAUUCUCAGUCUUA
Molecule: messenger RNA, 2349 nt
Organism: Onychostoma macrolepis
Lineage: Eukaryota; Metazoa; Chordata; Actinopteri; Cypriniformes; Cyprinidae
Gene: tmeff1b
Product: transmembrane protein with EGF-like and two follistatin-like domains 1b
Exons: 10
Coding region: 543-1628 (361 amino acids)
Molecular function (GO): protein binding
Source: RefSeq, a predicted model, not a curated record